GUUUUACGGCAAAGUGCCGUGUUUCCGUUUUGUGCCUAAUACAAACAAUUUCGUUGAGCACUCCUAAUCAUUUUGUUAAUUUUAAUAGUAAUAAAACAGUUAGUGCACGAUAACGUCGAUUUUUAAAGUACACACUUUAGUUGUUUAAGAAAGCAUGUCAGUUGUUCCUCCAAAUCGCUCGUCUACCGGUUGGCCGCGCGGAGUUAAUCAGUUCGGAAACAAAUACAUUAGCCCACCGGCUAAACCUUUAACCCUGGAGAGGACCAUCAACCUAUAUCCUUUGACCAAUUACACUUUUGGCACAAAAGAGCCACUGUAUGAGAAGGACAGUUCAGUGGCCGCCAGGUUUCAGCGCAUGCGCGAGGAGUUUGAGAAGAUCGGGAUGAGGCGCACGGUGGAGGGAGUGCUGAUUGUACACGAGCACAGACUGCCUCAUGUCCUGCUGCUGCAGCUGGGAACCACCUUCUUCAAACUCCCUGGUGGAGAGUUAAACCCAGGAGAGGAUGAGGUAGAGGGCUUAAAGCGGCUGAUGACGGAGAUCUUGGGUCGUCAGGAUGGUGUGAAGCAGGACUGGGUGAUUGAUGACUGCAUUGGAAACUGGUGGAGACCCAACUUUGAACCACCACAGUACCCCUACAUUCCAGCACACAUCACUAAGCCCAAGGAACAUAAGAAGCUUUUCUUGGUCCAGUUACAAGAGAAAGCAUUGUUUGCUGUGCCAAAAAACUACAAGUUGGUGGCUGCCCCCUUGUUCGAGCUCUACGACAAUGCUCCUGGAUACGGGCCUAUUAUAUCCAGCCUCCCUCAGUUACUCAGCAGGUUAACAUUGAAUUUGGUUACCCAACUGGAGUACCAACACAACUGACCAGACAGUACGCCAGACACCUUCAACAGUAGUGCAGUGAUUGCCUGCCAGUGUUUCUUUUACUUUUCAAAUGUCAGUUUCUUGUACUUGAGGCGCUAAUGUCACAAUUGUGUCAGAAAAUCGAAUGUUUUGGAUUCAUUUUGAUUUAUUUUACUCACAGGAAUGUCUGUCUUUCUGUGUGUCUGGUGAUAUUUAUCUAGGAAAUAUUCAUUUCAUACCAUUAAUGUGGAAGGAAAUACAUUCCACAUGUUUGUUACGCUCAAGAAUUAAUGUUAAUGUAAAAUUUGUUUGUUUGUUUACAAGUAAACUCUAUAGGAUAAACUACCUUUUUAAUUUGAAGUUCAAGAAGAAUACUCAGUUUAAUCCUACAUAAAUCACAACAGGUUUGGUCUGGUUCUGAACAUUUGCAAAUUUUUUAUUUUUUAAGUUGGUACGUUCCACAAUCAACAUGGCCAAAACAUUUACACCUCAAGGCAAUGACAAAAAUGCUUUUAGAAAAGCAUAACGCAAAAGUUCAACAUACACAUUAUGGCUGUUGCAGACUGAUACUGCCAUAUGGUUGUAUUUAUUUUUAUGUGCUACAUAAAUAAAUUGUAUAAAACAAAAAUGAAACCAAAAAUGUUUUCAUCCAGUGACUUCAUACCUGGGAUCAAGCACUUUCAUUAGCCUUUUGAACCCUGGUUUUUCCAUUGUUCUAACUGGAAGCAUGUCUUUCGCUAUAAAAUAUGAAAUUGUGCUUAUGUCUUUGUGUCUUUUUGAACUCCUCUCAUAUGGAGUAAUCAUUGAAACGGUGGUUACGAGCGACUGCUGCAGGGGAUUCACUGUCAGGCUAGCAGAAGAGGCUUGUUUAAGAGUUCAGAUGCUAGUGCUAGCAGUCUUGGCCCUCAGACUUUGGCUCCCUGUAUACUCAAUAGGAUGAGAACUUCUCAAGUGGUAGAAAAGGUUUGUUGUGUUUCCCGUCUUCAUUUGCACGUCGCCUACAUAUUCUACAAUAAACGUCGUUCUGCUCUAUAUCCAGCUUUUGAAACUGAAGCCACUUCCAUAUCGCAGAAUUUGUGAGGCCUCGUUUCGAUACAAAUUCAUCGUCUUCAGCAGCCAUUUGACUCUCCUCACGGCUACUCGUUUCUAAGUUUCCGAAAACACUUCUUCCUGGUUUUGGAACGCGUGUCACCUUUCAGCUGUAGUGUCAUUAGUUCCACGAAAGACUUGCGUCCACCGCGGACGCAACAGCUCUGUGGAUCAUGAAAAACUGUGUGUGCAAAUGUGUACUAUUUAUUGUGAACAAAGGCUAAAUAUCAAAAAUUGCACAAAAAGUUUAUCGAUAUCGUAGAGCUAUUUUUCUGAUAUCAAUAUCGAUUUAUCGCCCAGCCUUAUAUUUAUCUUGAUUUUUUUUUGCUGUGACUCAGAUCAGGCUGAACUGCAAAUGGCUUCCUAUUCACUAUGUAUGCUCACUACAUAUAUGGUACAACCUAAUGGCAUUGUAGUACAUGCACCAGAUGCCUGUUUACACUUUGUUGUUGGCCUAUUUAAUAUAUAUAUAUAUAUAUAUAAAAAUUAUUUUCACACCAUUUUGUGUUUUUUUCCCCCUUCUUAUUCAAAUUUUAACCUACACAAAAUGCGUGAAGGUUGGCAGAUCUGGUAAUGAGAGGUAAUACACUGUAAUCUCAUUCUAUACUCAGGAAAAGUCAAGAGCACAGUCUACAGGAAGACUUAGUGAUUAAAUAAGCUGGUUCCUCAAACACCUAAAGAACACCAAAUUCUUAAAGAACAAAAUGCUCAUCACACUUUUCAUAAUAGUAUUAACUUUGCACUCAGCAAUCUGUUUCCCAUUAAGAUUAAAAUAUUGCCACAUUGGUUUGGGUCAUUCACCAUCAUUACUCCAAACUUGCUAUGUCUUGUGUUCAGUAGAAGCCCUAUGAGGUAGUAGCAUCACACACAUUUUAAUGUAUAAUAAGUCAGUGUCAAAGAAAAUCAAUUCACCAAUUUCAACUAAUAUUGUAUUAAUUAAUUACAUGGUUACCCAAUAAGUACUUCAUUAGUUGACCACUCUGUGCCAUCAGUAGUCAUCACCCCUUUACUUACACAUGUAAUUGUAAAAAGAGAUUGGAAACCGACUUAAAUACUCCAACAGAGAUGAAUAGUUCUGUAAUCUCACUUAAAACCAUACCGUGUUGUACCACUCUGUUGGGUAAAAAAUGGCAAAAGUCUCUGAAAAUGACGAGCAUGCAUAAUUAGAUCAGACAGGACAUUGCUAAUACCUACAACUGUUUUCCCUCCU
Molecule: messenger RNA, 3143 nt
Organism: Ictalurus furcatus (blue catfish)
Lineage: Eukaryota; Metazoa; Chordata; Actinopteri; Siluriformes; Ictaluridae
Gene: nudt21
Product: nudix hydrolase 21
Exons: 8
Coding region: 155-865 (236 amino acids)
Cellular component (GO): mRNA cleavage factor complex
Molecular function (GO): mRNA binding
Source: RefSeq, a predicted model, not a curated record